GGAAGGGCUUCCCAGAGGGCUCUGGGGUCUGCACCUGGGGCCGUCGCCCCUCCCCCACACCAUCCCCCAACAUGCUCGGGCCCCUUCAGCCUCAGACGGCUCCCACGACCUUUGGGAAAAAGCAAGGUUGGACCACCACCCACCCCUCUCCUGGGAGUGUUCCCAGUCUCCACCGCCAGCACUACCCCCACCAGCUCCCAACUGCCUGUCCCUUGACGAGAAGGCAAUGUUUAUCGAGCUCUAAAGUGCCCUCAAAUCGCUUGUGAUCUUGUUAACAUGACUAUUGUGGUUCAGGUGCUCUGGGUGGGGCUGGGCUUCUUCACUUCUGACAAGCACUCAGGUGAGGCUGACUCAUCCUAGGGAUGGCAGGAACAGCCAAGAGACUUUUGGUGUUAGUCAGAUUGCCCUGGGCUCCUUUCCUGAACUGCCUCAUCCAGCCUCAGGCUUCUCAUCUGUCACCAUCACUGGCUGGCAGGAUAGUUUGCCCUUCAUCUGCUGAACAAACAUCCCCUGGGCGCCGACUUGUUUAUCGCCCACUGUUGUAUCCACUGGGGAUUCACCGUGAAUAUGUCAGGGCCUGCUCUCAAGGUGGGGGUGGGGGUGGGGUGUCAACCAAUAACCAAACAGCACCUUAGCAGCGUGAUAAAUGCCCCCAGGGAGACAAAACAGGUCAAAUGAGGAGGUGCUCUGAUGGGGAGGGCAGAGGACUGGGGCAGCCUGAGACCCACCAUCCUAUUAAUAUUUGGGCUUGGGGUGGGCUUAGGAGAAAGUGAUGUGUAAGGUAGACGCGGAAGAUUAGGAAGAAGGGGACAGAGAAAAGAGUGGAGCAAAGAGCAAGCAGGAAGGACAAGGGAGGUCUCGGAAUCAGAGCGGGUGUGGUGGCUCCGAGGGGUGGAGCUGGAGGUGUCAGUCCUGGUCAGGUCACCAAGGCCUGCCUUUGAAGAAAAUGGACUUUCUCCUAGAGCAGUGGGGGGCCUGGGAGGGGGAUUGAGUGGUCAAGCGGCAUCAUCAUUUUUAUUAAACUUCUAUUCAAUAAGUAUCUAUUGAGUGCCAAGCAAAAGCCAAGUAGUGGAGCACACAUGUACAUGUCACAGUAUCUACCUUUAAAGCACUCACCUUCUGACUAGGGAAGCAGGUAUAUAGAAUUCAGGGAAAUAAACUUAAUAAUAGAAACCAGCCAAAACACAGAUUUAUGUAUAGAUGCUUCUUUCAAAGUUGCGGCAUAGUCAUAUUUGUAUGUGGGAAACAUGUUCCUAAGUGGGACUGUACUGGCCAGGAUGGAUUGGGACGCCUGUGAAGUGAUGGCAGCCCUUCCCCCCACCCCGCUGGAAAAGUGUAGAAUGAGGAACAGAUGAGACUCUAAGAAAGUGCCUGGCGAGCCUAGCUCUAUCAAUUGUGUUAUUCUAGGAGUCAGAGUGGGUGGGAAUAGAGUGGAAGCCACAGGUUCUUUAGCAGCCUCUCAUUCAGUAGUAAAACCGAUGGCAUAGACAGGGAGGGCUUGGCUGCAGGGGACUUUGAUUGGGGGGGGGGUCAUCUGUCUGGAGUGAGGAGUGGCCUCGCUGGGAUCUGGCCUCAAGUCGCAGACCUUGGAUGGGGAGGGAGAGGACUGCCGUCUGUCGCAGCUUCAACGCCUUUUGCAUGUUCCUUCGGUGGUGUAAUGAGUGACCAAACCAGUUGUGGAGACCCCAUCCGCCGGCCCUGCCUCUGCAACAGCGCCCAACGCCCGGCUGUGUGUCUCUGCCAGCGACCAAAGCGGACACUGCCCAGCGCCUGGAGCGGCAGCCUGGGCCGAAGCUUCGUCCCAGCGUAAUCGCCCGCCGGCCAGGCGCGGCCCGCCCCUGCAAACGCAGCCCCGCGAAGCCAUUACACCACCCAGGACAUGCAAAUAGCGCCCCCCCCCCCGGCGACCGUCGCAGGAGCCCGGCCAGAGGGAGACGCGCCCCCCUCCCCUCUCUUGUCUUCCCCGCCUUAGCUGACGGCCGCCAGCUCGUGCUGCUACCCCCGCGAGGGCUGGAGGUACUCCCGAGAGCACAACGCCAUCCUCGGGCCCUUCGGGGAACUCAUGACCGAGGCCGACAUCCUUCGCAUCGAGCAGCAAAUUGAGAACCUGCAAGUGCUGCACAAGGCGCAGAAGCUGGAGGCGCGCCUGGAGCAGCUGGAGCUGGAGCUGGAGCAGCUGCUGCCCAUCUCGGCCGCCCUGUCGGCACCGCGCUUCACCGUCGACCCGCGCCGCAUGCACGGCCGCGCCGCCAGCCUGCCCGCCUGGUGCAGCAAGAUCUCCGUGCUGCUCAAGAGCAUGGCCUCGCUGCUGGCCGCGCUGGGCGGACGGCCGGCACACCCGGCUGAGCUCCUGGCUGCCGACACGGGCCAGCCGCUGCCGCCGCUGACUGACGCCCCCUGGCGGCCAGGCCCGCUCUGCCUGGGCCGCUCGCAUUCGCUCAGCUGGUGCCGCGAGGCCGUGGCGCGCGAGAUCCUCGAGUGCGGUGUCUCAGUGCGGCACCUCCGCGCCACGUAUGAGCGACGCGCCCAGGGCUCGGAGCCCCCGCGCGGCCCGCGCCAGAAGCUGUCGCUGCCUGCCAGCGCGCCGGACCGUGAGCCCAUCCUCGAGGAGGACUACGCGGCGGCCAGCUCCAGCGAGCCGAGCGCCGCCGUCGCCGCCACCACCAACGGCCUGCCGGCAGCGGGCGAGUCCGUGGGCGUCCUGGAUGCUCCCGAGGCGCCGGGCCGCCAGGCGGCGCUGCCAGGGCCAGAGCAGCUGGCGCGCAGGCAGACGUCCUCCACCGAGCGGCGCGGCGUCCAGGACUACAUUGACAUGCGCAAGGAGCGCAUCGUCUACCUCUUCCUGGAGCACUGGCGCAAGUGGACCUUUCGCGGCCCCGGGCACCACGCCCAGAUGCGCCUGCGCAGACUCCUGCCCCGCGUGGUGGCUGCGGGCCCCGCCGCCGACCCCAGCCCCGAGGCUGCUGCUGUCUCCCGGCCGCCGGCGGGCGAUGGCCCGGACGAGCGGCUGCUGCGCCUGCUGAAGCAGCGGCAGGUGGUGGGCAAGCUGCUGGGCCACUGGCGGAGCCUGCUACGGCAGGUGCCGGCGCGGCAGCCCCGUGGCCGGGCCCUGGCGCACGGCUUGUACUGGCCCGAGCACUUCCUGCCGCCCCUCGACGGCGGCGCGCCCCGGCGCUACGACAGCCUCACGUUGGACCUCUUCAUGCUCGGCUACUUCCAGCUGCUCGAAAUGGGCCUGAGCCGCGAGGAGCGCAAGUUCCGCCACCUGCUGUGCUACGAGAUGUUCGAUCGGCUGGGCAGCCACCCGUGGGAGCUCAUCCGUCUCUUCCACCGCGUGGUGAUCGAGGAAGUGGAGGCCGGCCGGCGCAGCUGGAGCGACGGAUUCGAGGACCUCAGACGACAGUUCUUCGAAGACAGCCUGGAGGCUGAACCGGCCCGGGGAGAAGAGGCGGAGAAGGAGCAAAAGGAAGGGACAGAUAAGGAUGAGAGGGAACCGAUGGAAGAGGCCAGUACAGCUCAGGCAGGGAACUGGCCAGAGAGGCAGCCCGAGGCGCCGGCCCCUGCGCGGCUGCCCCCGCCUUCACCCCCGCCCGCGCCUCCCCCAACGUCGGUCCCUCCUAGUUCCGAAGACCCCCUGGAGCUGGUGUCUGAGAUGGGCGAGUUCAGCAAUGAGGACAUCUGCCGGUACAUCGACCGGAGCUUCUCCUUCUGGAAGGAGAAGGAGGCAGAGCUCUUUGAUAUCUGAGCCAGAGGAUCCGGAAUUAACCCUCAAGUGUCUUUACCUGGGCGUGGAUGCCUGUCUGAUCCCCUCCAGAAGCGGCAGGAAGAAACCAGGACAGGACGAAUGGCCUCGGAAAAGCCAGAGUGUCCAGGACCAGGCUGUUUCAGCCUUUAGUGGCCGAUUGUGGGGUGUUGGUAGGAAUCGGCAGGGCAGAGCACAGGGUCAACCAGGUGUCCCCCUCUGGCUCUGCAGCAAUGCCUGGCUCCAUGUGGAGCCAGGUGGAAACAGCAGCCCCUGUGAGUGGGGAACUGUGGGUCCCCCUUGGGGCCCUGUGGCUCUCAUUUUUCACUGGAGUUCAGAGCGACCUCUUUGGCUGAGGUCAGGGGAGCCACAUGUGCAGUGUUUAUUUGACGUGUCCAGACUCUUUCUCCUAUGUAACAUGCAAGUAAUAAAACUCUUCGCUGUAA
Molecule: messenger RNA, 4188 nt
Organism: Capra hircus (goat)
Lineage: Eukaryota; Metazoa; Chordata; Mammalia; Artiodactyla; Bovidae
Product: espin-like protein
Exons: 1
Coding region: 2063-3745 (560 amino acids)
Biological process (GO): actin filament bundle assembly
Cellular component (GO): cytoplasm
Molecular function (GO): actin filament binding
Source: RefSeq, a predicted model, not a curated record